Schistosoma margrebowiei is the source of this 2265-nucleotide messenger RNA. Lineage: Eukaryota; Metazoa; Platyhelminthes; Trematoda; Strigeidida; Schistosomatidae. The record is from the annotation of a GenBank genome assembly.
AUGAUUCAUUUAGGUCUUAUUUAUCCAAUUACAAAAUCAACUAAAUGUAGUUUAAAUGUCAACUUAUUCAAUCAUUCAAAUGCUAACAAUGAUGAUAAUGAUAAUAACAAUUAUCAUGAAGAAUUGAUCCAUUUACGUCAAUCAAUUGAAUCCUAUCGUGAUUCUUUACAAACUGAUCUAAUCGGGACAAUUCAAUCCUCUGAAGCUGUAUUACAUUUAAUUGAUCAAUUACGUUGUCUCCCUAAUACAAAUCAAUCGAUUACAAUGUUAAAUAGUGUAACUAUGUUAUCACCACCAUCUAUUGAUACCCAUUUAAUUUAUCGUCAAUUGAAUACAUGGAAAGAUCAAUUAAUCGAUAUAUUGAUUAAUUGUGGUACCAAUGUAUGUUUAACUAUUGUAUUCAAUCGAUUAAAUGCUUUAACACAAUUUAUUGAUUUAAAUAAUCCUAAUCAAUAUAAUAAGAAUUCAGUCGAAAUCAUUAAAACAAAAGAAUUAUUAUAUAAAAAAUUAUGGCCAUCUUUAUCUCAUAUGAAUGAAUUAAAUAUUGAACAAAUCAAUCAAUUAUAUCAAUUCUGUGAAAAAUCAAUCAAUAUCGAUCAGAAUUAUGUGUGUUUAAUGACCUUGGUGAAUUUAAAUUCCCGCAUUGAAAAUUAUGAACAAUUUGAUUAUUUUAAACAAAUUAUCAAACAUAUUGAAUAUUUAUUAAAUCUAUCUAAUCAUAAUCAUAAUUUAUUAUUAACAAUAGGAAUAUCAUUAAGUAAACAAUUACAUUAUCCGAAUUUAACAAAUUCUUUAUUAGAAUUAUUGUUUAAUGAUCAAUUACCAUCGAUUAUACAUACAUUAAUUAUUCAAGCAAUUGAUGAAAUACAUUUUUCAAAAGAUUCUAAUCACCAUAGUAACAAAACACAACUUAUUGAAAUUACAACAAAAUUAAUUGAAAUCUUUUUAACUAUACCAAUUCAUUUUAAUAAUGAAAUAUUAAUUAAUUAUGAAAUAUUUAAAUUAUUAUUAUUAUCAUCAUCCUCUUAUUUAUCUUCCAUAGAGAUUACUUAUUUAUUACGUCAAUUAUCUAAACAACAGAGAUGGACAUUAAUUAAAUUAUGUCGUCAAUUAAUUAAUCAUUGGUGUCAAUUACAAGUAUUGAAUAAUCAUGAAUGUGAUUGUUUAAAUGGUUUAUUACCGAAAUGUCAAUUAUAUUUAGCUGGUAGUUGGUAUGGUUUAAUUGGUGAUCAUAAUUAUAAUCAACAAUUAAAAUUGAUUGGUAAAUCAAUAUUAUUACAUAAUGAAUUGAUUCAUAUUAAUAAUCAAUUAUUGAUUGAUUAUCAUUCAUAUCUUGUAUAUGAUUCAUAUAAUGGAUUACAAUUAUCAAAUUUUAUGAUGAAUUUAAUCAGUAAAGAUGAUGAAAUAUUAUUAUUUAAUUUUAAUAUACAAGCAAAUGAAUUAAAUAAUUUAAUUAAUUUAUCAUCCCGUAAACAACAAUCACCAUCUUCAUCUUCAUCAUCGACGAAAACAUUGACGACGUCGACCUCGACGACAACGACAACAGGAGAGACAUGGGUGAAUUAUGAUUUAAAUUAUUUAGGUAUAUCAUUAUUACCAAAUGAAUUAUUUUCUGGUGGAUUAUCAAAUUUAAUGAAAUUAUUCUUAUCAACAACAAAUCAAUUUACAUCUUUUUUGAAAAUAAUUCAAUUACCAAUAGAUCAAAGAAUUCAAACAACUAUAUCUUCUGGAUGGUUAAUACAAAUUGAUCAUUUAACUAUAUUUACAAUGAAUAUAUUAAAUGCCAUAGAAACUAAUUUAUGGUAUUUCACAGGACGUAAUAAUCUUAGAAGUAAAAUUGGUUUAAUCAAUGAUAUAAAAAUUCAUUUAGUUCAAUUUUAUAAUGAAGAUAAUACAAUGAAUAUGCCUAGAUCCCAAUUGUAUAUUCAUAAAGGUAAUGCUAUACAAGGUUAUAUUGAUUUUAUUACAAAUAUACAUAUUAAUCAUUUACCUGAUAGUAUUUGUUUAUCAAUGAAUCAAGGUGUGAAUACAUUUAUUGUACAAUGGUAUACAAUGAAUAAUACUACUACUACUACUCAAUAUUCAUCAUCGACUACAAUACAAAAUCCUUCUUCACUUUCUUCUCCGCCUUCUUCUUCGCCUUCUUCACCUUCUUCUUCUACUUAUCAUUAUAUAUCGAAUUAUACAUUACAACCUGUAUCCUAUUUUCUAGGUUAUGAUAAUUCAUUACAAUGUAAUAAAAUGAAAGCAAAAACAAUUUGGUGA